UGGUCUGAUGUGACAUCAGGUCGCAGCUGGAUUGUGAUGUGCAGCAGAACCCGUGAAUCUUCUCCAUCUCUGUGUUUGUCUCUCCGGGGUGACAGUCCAGACUAAACCCCACCACACACAUCCGGUUCGAGUCGGGUUCUUUAGUGUGCAUGCAGCAGAAUGGAGCAGGCGAGACACCGAACGGAGACGCAGGACAGCAGCAGCUCUCCUUCAGCCCCGCCAGCUCUUCAUCAACAUCACGACUGAGGAGGCUCACUCAUGAAGGCCGAGGAGUUCCUCCUCAGCCCACAGUCAUGGUCGUGUUCUCGCCUGCGAGGGACAGCGAGCCAGCGGGAGAUUCCACCAUGUCCAAGUCCGAGGAGGAGAAGCGCAAAGCAGCCAUUUCUACUCCGAACAGAAACUUACCCAAAUCCCUGCGCACCUUGAACGCACCCCAAGAGUUUCCCGAGGUGAUUCCUCUGAAUGUCGGCGGGACGUACUUCACCACACGUCUGUCCACGCUGCGUCGCUACGAGGACACCAUGUUGGCCGCCAUGUUCAGCGGACGCCAUCACAUCCCCCGAGACUCUGAGGGACGAUACUUCAUCGACCGGGACGGAGCUUAUUUUGGGGACAUCCUAAACUUCCUGCGUGAGGGUGAGCUGCCUCAGAGGAACCGGGUUCGAGCAGUGCACAGAGAAGCUCAGUAUUACUCCAUCGGGCCGCUGUUGGAGAGUCUGGAGGAUAGACAGCCUCUAACCGGGGAGAAAGUUCGACAGGCAUUCCUUGACCUCCUGCCUUAUUAUAAAGAGAAUCUGGAGCGCAUUGUGGAGAUAGCGAAGCUGCGAGCGAUGCAGAGAAAGGCUCGCUUUGCCAAGCUGAAGAUCUGCGUGUAUAAGGAGGAGAUGCCGAUCACGCCUUAUGAGCGUCCGCUCUUCAACUCGCUGCGCUUCGAGCGCUCUGAGAGCGAGGCCAAGCUAUUUGAGCACCAUUGCGAGGUGGACGUGUCGUUCGGGCCAUGGGAGGCUGUGGCCGAUGUGUACGACCUGCUGCACUGCAUCGUGAGCGACCUGGCCGAGCGUGGCAUCACCGUCGACCAGCAGUGCAUUGGAGUGUGUGACAAACACCUCAUCAACCACUACUACUGCAAGAGGCCUAUCUACGAGUUCAAGAUCACCUGGUGGUGAAGGAACAGGUUCUGCUUCUGGUCAGAGGGUUUAUGACAGCAGUCCAGUUUUUGGUUCCUUUGGAAGAUGGGUCACAUCUGUAACAUUAAACCUAAGCUAUUUACACGUUUAAGAUUAUGUUGUGGUGAAGGUUGGGUACUAAAACAGGUUCGGGUAUUUUUCAGUUACUGUAGCAGGUCCGGGUUUGUCCAAGAGCUUGCAUGAGAGCUGCAAACCUGACACUAAUGCUAACAAUGACGCUAAUCCAUCUGAACUUAAGAUCACUCACUUAGUCAGCUAUUUUUUAUAGUUUUUCAAGCAAGCCUUGUUGCUUUGGGGAAGUUGUGAGAAGGUUACAGUUCUAACUUUUAACAAAAUUUAUUGAAGAAUUGAAGAUCUCUUGUUGAAGCGUGUGAGGAAUUUACGCAAGAACUUUCAGGAAGUCCAUCUAAGGACGAUAGCUUAAAAUCUUGUUCGUGAAUAACACUAAACAUUUAGACUUAUUGGAACAGAUCCAGAUUCUCUGAGAGCUUUAAGAUCGCUAAAAGAUGAAGGGGAGGUUCUUUUAGGAGAAUGUUCAGGAUCCAGAACAUUAAAGAUCAUCUCAUCAGUGUCUUCCACUACUACCUACCACGUUUAGUGGUGAAGGACAGGUUAUAGUUAUUGGAACAGGCCUGGGUUUUUAAGGAUCUCGCAGGAAGGUUGGUGUUUCAGCUCACUUGUUGUUGAAGCAGUUCUGAUUCUGGUCGGGAUCAUCUUCCUGAACAGCGUUGGUUAUGGAUGUUUGCUGGUUCUGUGCAGGAUUGUUCUGGAAGCUGUUGAGUUUAUAAGAGCCAGUAUCGUGUAUUGUUCCGUCUCACUACAGUGUGUGAACUGGAGUCAUGUUGUGUUCAUUGUGCUUUUCAUCUCAGCUUGUUGUCCAGAUAUCUGGUCAAUGCAAGACCACGUGAAGGACUGUGUCCUUCUCUGAUUGUACGUGUUGUGAAGAAUUCAGUCUUUAUGAAACAGUGAAGCAGUGCUAAAAUAACUAUAAGAUAAUCUGCAGAAGUUUAUUAAUAAUUGUGUAGUUUUGCCUCACUCGAUAUGCAGCGGGUGAUGCUUUCUUCAGGUAUGGAAGUUGUAACAUGUUUCUGGUCAGCUUUUAUUUAUGAAUAAACUGAAAGUGUGUGUGUGUGUGUGUGUGUGUGUGUGUGUGUGUGUGUGUUAAGCAAUGCUGCACUGAACUGACUGUUAGUCUCCUUAUUGUCACUGAGACAUGUAGACAUGUUCCUCUUCCCUCUGUAGCUCUCAGCUCUGAUAUUUCAGGCUAAAGGAUCAGCUCAGCUGUAGCCGAAAGAUCUCGCUGUAACAAAUCCACAUUGUUGUGUAUUAUUAUUAUUAUUAUUAUUAUUAUUUAUUUAUUUUUUUUUCCUAUGUGAGGGCCGUGAAGCUGCACGAGCUCUCAGGAUAAGUUUCCUCUGUAACUCUGCUGCACUCCAGUGUAAAUGAACUGAACCUCAUGUUUGUUCUGCUUCAUUGUGCUGAUAAUAAACUCGUGUAUAUUUUGCCA
Neoarius graeffei (lesser salmon catfish) is the source of this 2694-nucleotide messenger RNA. RefSeq names its product potassium channel tetramerization domain containing 7 (gene kctd7). Bases 150 to 1166 code for a protein of 338 amino acids. The record is from RefSeq and is a predicted model, not a curated record. The transcript has 4 exons. NCBI's taxonomy places the organism in Eukaryota, Metazoa, Chordata, Actinopteri, Siluriformes, Ariidae. Gene Ontology annotation, biological process: protein homooligomerization. Gene Ontology annotation, molecular function: protein binding.